AUGGCCCUAUAUAUAGGGAAUACAAGAGUAAUCAAAGUACAAGUAGGAAAGGAAAGAAUAAUCCUAGUAGGAAAGGAAAGAAGUAUCCUAAUUUAAUUAUACUUCCUAAUAUCCCCCCGCAAGCUGAUCAACGGAGACGAGGGGCAGCUUGGAACAUAAGUACUCAAAAGGAACUGGCGGAAGCGGUUUGCUUAGAAAUUUUAUGUGACAAUCUCCGUCUCAUUUCUUCGACCGGAAAGCGAAAAUGGUGCUCAUUCUUUCCAAUACCUUCCUACAGAGAAGCUUUCACCUUCCAUCGUCGCCCUCUGUUACAAAGGCCAGUACUGGACCGGGAGAUAGGCCCAAUCGGAUCCGAUGGACUUGCAGGAAGAAGGAUAUUCACCCGGCAUUCUACGAGGAUGCCAAGGUUUACUGCAAUGGCGAGCUGGUGAUGACGACCGGCGGGACCAAGAAGGAGUACGUGGUGGAUGUCUGGUCGGGGAACCACCCAUUUUACCUCGGAAGCCGCGCCCAUCUCCUCUCCGACGCCGGCCAGGUCGAGAAAUUCCGCAAGAAGUUCGCCGGUUUGUCUGAUCUUAUGGAAAUCCCGGUGCUGAAAGGUGAAAUUGUGAUUCCUCCUAAGAAGAAAUCCGGUGGGAAAGGAAAGAAGAAGUAGUGAAUUAAUUUCCCUUUCUUUUUUUCUUUUUUUAUGGGUUUCAUUUUCUUGAUUUUCUUUAUGGGCGGGGUAAAGGUUGGGUCUUUUGUACUUAAUGCUGUAUAAUUUGAUUGUUUGAAAGUGUUGCCUUUGGAAAUUUUUCAUCCCAUCAUCCCAGAUGAGUAACUUUUCUCCAUUUCAGUGCUUCUAUGUAUGAUUUAAGCUGAUUUUGUUAUUGAUGUAUCAUGCAAUUGACUUGAUAUAUGGAAGAUUAAGAGUGACUGAUGUUGGUAAUGAUUGAUUAGUAGUUCUUGUACCUAUAAAAUAAAGUUAUACAGACUGG
This is a messenger RNA of Cuscuta campestris, 977 nucleotides long. The record is from the annotation of a GenBank genome assembly. NCBI's taxonomy places the organism in Eukaryota, Viridiplantae, Streptophyta, Magnoliopsida, Solanales, Convolvulaceae.